AUGCGGCAAUGCCUCACGAAUCCUGACGGCGGGUAUUAUACUACGAAUCGACCAUUCAAGGAGUCCGCGGACCAAUUUGGCACAGCUGGUGACUUCGUUACUUCACCUGAAAUAUCACAGGUAUUUGGAGAACUAGUAGGCAUAUGGUUCAUGACAGAAUGGAUGGCGCAGGGUCGGUCAAAAGACGGUGUCCAGUUCAUCGAGAUGGGACCUGGAAGAGGAACCCUAAUGAGUGAUGUCCUUAGGACAAUCGGGCAGUUCCGCAGUUUCGCAAAUGCCAUACAAGCUGUCUGGCUUGUAGAAGCUGGUUCGGGAUUGAGAAUGAAGCAAAAGGAUCUACUCUGUGGUGAAGAAGCCCAAAUCAAAGAAAUUACAGACGACACUGGAAAGAAUAAGUGGUGGGAGGCAACCAGCAAGCAGGGAAUCCCUGUAAGAUGGGUUGAGGACAUUGUGCUAUUGCCCAAAAGACGGGGUGAAGCCAGCACGCCAUUCAUCAUUGCCCAUGAGUUCUUCGAUGCGCUCCCGAUCCAUGCGUUCGAAUCUGUUCCGCCUAAAGCAGAAGAGCAACAGCAGCAAGAUGGAGACUUGCAAACUGUGAACAAUGAUGGUCAGCCCAUCUCAAAGCCCUCUGCGACUAGUAAAAUCCCGCAAUGGAGAGAGUUACUAGUGGCACCAACGAAUCCAAAGUUCAGUAUUCCUCUUUCCCCCGAAACCACAAAGCCAGAUCAAAAUAAGGAACCUGAACCUGACUUCCAGCUCAUGCUUGCCAAGGCGAGCACACCGAGCUCUUUGGUGAUUCCUGAGCGACCCCGAUACCGCACUCUCAAGAGCCAAGCGUCCUCGCGCGUUGAGAUCUCUCCGGAAAGUUCGAGAUACGUGCACGCUUUUGCCCGAAUGAUUGGCGGUGGUGAUGGGAAGACAACAUCCAAGCCUGCCGGCGCCGCACUGAUUAUCGACUACGGACCAUUGGAUACCGUACCGGUCAACUCUUUGCGUGGCAUUCGAAAGCACAAGAUCAUCUCGCCUUUUGUGCAUGCCGGGGACGCGGAUAUCAGCGCCGAUGUCGAUUUCGAAGCUCUUGCUGACACCGCCCUCGAAGCUAGCUCUGGAGUGGAAGUCCACGGACCCGUCGAGCAGGGAAUGUGGUUAUCGCAGCUUGGCAUUCAGGAACGGGUACAGCGAUUGAUCGAGGCAGUAGAGAAGGAGAACUCCGCCAAAGAGCUUGAAAAGAAAAGGAGAGACUUGGAAGCUGGGUGGAAGCGGCUAGUUGAGGGAGGGCCAAUAGGGAUGGGCAAGGCAUACAAAGUCAUGACCAUAGUGCCUGAGAACGGGGGGAAAAGGAGACCCGUUGGGUUUGGAGGUGCCGUCGUUGGCUGA
Exophiala aquamarina CBS 119918 is the source of this 1377-nucleotide messenger RNA. RefSeq lists its product as uncharacterized. Gene Ontology annotation, cellular component: mitochondrion. Gene Ontology annotation, molecular function: protein-arginine omega-N symmetric methyltransferase activity. Gene Ontology annotation, biological process: mitochondrial respiratory chain complex I assembly. The transcript has a single exon. Lineage: Eukaryota; Fungi; Ascomycota; Eurotiomycetes; Chaetothyriales; Herpotrichiellaceae. The record is from RefSeq and is a predicted model, not a curated record. Bases 1 to 1377 code for a protein of 458 amino acids.